AUGUGCUUCCUGGGGGUCGAGCCCCUCAACGACAGGGCGUUUUGGCGGCGCCUGCUGGAGCGGCCCCUGAAGAGCAACGACGAGCGCGGGCUCAUGCGGCUGCAGAUAUUGAUGGGCGCGCUGGCGCUGCGGCGCACCAAGACCACGCCCGGGCUGGGGGGCCGGCCGCUGGUGGAGAUGCCCCGCAAGACCACCAUGCUGCUGCACGUCGACCUGGGCCCCGAGGACGCGGCAGAGUAUGAGGCCCUGGAGGCUGAGAGCCGCGCCCUGGUGGGCCGCACCCUGGAUGACACCGAGGGCUCUGCUGUUGGCGAGUACACCAACAUUCUCGCGGUCAUCAUGAGGCUGCGGCAGGUCUGCGACUCCCGCACGCUCUGCCCCGCGGCGCUGGAGCUCCUCCGCGCCUCCGCCGCCCGCGGCGCGGCCGGCAAGCCCGGGGAGCCGCCGCCCCCCGAGCUGCUGGCCAAGCUGCUGGCGGCCCUCACGGCCGGCGACGACGACGGCGGCGCGGAGGUGGGCGGCGAACUUAAUGAUUUCCGGGGCGGGCAGGCUCGUGUUGAUGUCAGCAGGGGGUGCUGA
This is a messenger RNA of Monoraphidium neglectum, 579 nucleotides long. Its product is annotated as Putative SWI/SNF-related matrix-associated actin-dependent regulator. The record is from RefSeq and is a predicted model, not a curated record. Lineage: Eukaryota; Viridiplantae; Chlorophyta; Chlorophyceae; Sphaeropleales; Selenastraceae. Gene Ontology annotation, molecular function: ATP binding; ATP-dependent chromatin remodeler activity. The transcript has 5 exons. Bases 1 to 579 code for a protein of 192 amino acids.